AUGGCGGAGGGGCCCCGGGGCGCUCCGCCGCCGGGCUCGCCCCGCCCCGCCGCGCCGCUGCCCAACGGGCCCCGCGGCGGCGGCGGCGGCGGCGGCAGCCCCGGCUCGGGCUCGGGCAGCAGCAGCCGCGAGGACUCGGCGGAGCGGAGCCCCGCGCCCGCCGCGCCCCGGGCCAGCAUCAUGAAGGAUGGCUCUCGGCAGCGGCCCCCACACAAGAAGAAGACAGUGUCCUUCAGCUCCAUGCCCAAUGACCGCAAGAUCAACAGCACGGCUGCCUGCAUCUCCCUGAUGCUGGAGGGCUGCGAGCUGAAGAAGGUGCGCUCCAACUCGCGCAUGUACAGCCGCUUCUUCGUGCUGGACGCCGACAUGCGCUCCGUGCGCUGGGAGCCCUCCAAGAAGGACUCAGAGAAGGCCAAGAUUGAGAUCAAGUCGGUCAAAGAGGUGAGGGUGGGCAAGAAGACGCCAGUCCUGCGCAGCAAUGGGCUCUCUGAUCAGUUCCCCGACGAGUGCGCCUUCUCCAUCAUCUACGGGGACAACUACGAGUCCCUGGACCUGGUGGCCAGCUCGGCAGAUGUGGUGAGUGCCUGGGUGAUGGGGCUGCGCUAUCUGGUGUCCUACGGGAAGCACAGCCCUGAGGCGCCCGGGACUGGCCACCCCAGCCUCAGGACGUCCUGGAUCUCCUCCGUCUUCGACCUGGCUGACCUGGAGAAGUCCGGCCGCAUCCCCGUGUCCCGGGCUGUGCAGCUGAUCAAAGCACUCAACCCUGGCAUGAAGACCUCCACCAUCGAGCUGAAGUUCAAGGAGCUGCAGAAGGCCAGCGAGCGUCCUGGCACGGAGGUGGCCUGUGACCUCUUUGUGGAGGCAUACUGCGAGCUCUGCACCCGCCCUGAGAUCUUCUUCCUGCUGGUCCAGUUCUCCAGCAACAAGGAAUACCUGGGUGUGAAGGACCUGCUGAUGUUCCUGGAGGUGGAGCAGGGCAUGGAGGGGGUGACAGAGGAGAAGUGCUUGGAGAUCGUCAGCAAGUACGAGCCCUCCAAGGAGGGCCGGGAGAAGGGCUACCUGGCCAUCGACGGCUUCACACGGUACCUGCUCUCUGCUGACUGCUCCAUCUUCGACCCCCAGCACCGCAAGGUCUGCCAGGACAUGGCUCAGCCCCUCUCCCACUACUACAUCAGCUCUGCCCACAGCGCCUGCCUGCUGGAGGACAACUUCUGGGGCCGCUCAGACAUCAGCGGCUACAUCAGCGCCCUGGGCCUGGGCUGCCGCAGCAUCGAGCUGGUGCUGUGGGACGGCCCCGAUGGAGAGCCCGUGGUCUACACCAGCCCCUCGGCCGCCUCCUGCGUGCCCUUCCGUGCCGUGGUGGGGCUGAUCGACCAGCACGCCUUCACUGCCUCGGCCUACCCCCUGAUCCUGUGCCUGGUGGUGCGCUGCUCGGCCCCCCAGCAGCGCCUCGCUGCCCAGUGCCUGCGCAAGACCCUCGGCGAGAAGCUGUACCUGGAGCCCCCCAACCCCGUGGCCUCGUACCUGCCCUCCCCGGAGGAGCUCAAGGGCCGCAUCCUCAUCAAGGGCAAGAAGCUGCCGCCCACCUGCGAGGACAGCGAGGGCGAGGUGUCGGACGAGGAGGAAGGCUGGGAGCUGGCGCGGAGACUGGGCCAGGAGGACCGGGAGGCGCCGGAGGGAGGCGGCCUGCGGCGGGUGCGCCUCAGCCGGGAGCUCUCGGAGCUGGUGAGCCUCUGCCAGGCUGUGCCCUUCCAGGACUUCGAGAGCUCCAGGCGCGGGCAGCGCUACUGGGAGAUGUGCUCCUUCAGCGAGGUGGAGGCGGGACGCUUCGCCAACGAGUGCCCGGCCGAGCUGGUCAGCUACAACAAGCGCUUCCUGUCCCGCGUCUACCCCAGCCCCAUGCGCAUCGACGCCAGCAACAUGAACCCCCAGGACUUCUGGAAGUGCGGCUGCCAGAUGGUGGCCAUGAACUACCAGACGCCAGGGCUCAUGAUGGACCUGAACGCGGGCUGGUUCCGGCAGAACGGCGCCUGUGGCUACGUCCUCCGCCCGGCCAUCAUGCGGGAGGAGGUUUCCUACUUCAGUGCCAACGCCAAGGACUCCCUGCCCGGCGUGCCAGCCCAGCUCCUACACCUCAAGGUCAUCAGCGGGCAGAACCUCCCCAAGCCCAAGGGCUCGGGGGCCAAGGGGGAGGUGGUGGAGCCCUACGUGUGCGCUGAAAUCCACGGCAUCCCGGCCGACUGCGCCGAGCACCGCACCAAGACCGCCCUGCAGAGCGGGGACAACCCCAUCUUCGACGAGAGCCUGGAGUUCCAGAUCAACCUGCCCGAGCUGGCCGUGCUGCGCUUCGUGGUGCUGGACGACGACUACAUCGGGGACGAGUUCAUUGCCCAGUACACCAUCCCCUUCGAGUGCCUGCAGCCCGGCUACCGCCACGUCCCCCUGCAGUCGCUGGCCGGGGAGCCCCUGCCCCACGCCACCCUCUUUGUGCACGUGGCCAUCACCGACCGCCGUGGCGGGGGCAAGGGGCACCGCCGGGGGCUGGCGGGGCGCCGGGGCCGCCGGGUCAGGGAGUACACCUCCACCAAGGCCACCGGCAUCAAAGCCAUCGAUGAGGUCUUCAGGACGGCCACCCAGCCGCUGAGGGAGGCCACGGACCUGCGGGAGAAUGUGCAGAAUGCGUUGGUGUCCUUCAAGGAGCUGUGUGGGCUGACACCCGCUGCCAACAUGAAGCAGUGCAUCCUGACGGUGUCCACGUGGCUGCUGCACAGUGACAGCGCGCCCAGCGUCACCCUGAACCUGGCAGAGCAGUACCCACCCAUGGAGGCCCAGGGCCCCAUCCCCGACCUGCUGCGCAAGGUCCUCACCGCCUACGAGACGAUGAUCCAGACCAGCAGGACCCUGAUCGAGUCUGCCGACGCCGUGUACGGGAAGCUGAUCCAGGCACAGCAGGCAGGGAUGGAUUUCCACAAGGAGCUGCACCGCAUCGAGACCAAGGAGGGGCUGCGGGGCCGCAAGCUGCAGAAGGCGCUGGAGAGCUUCGCCUGGAACAUCACUGUCCUCAAGGGCCAGGCUGACCUCCUCAAGCACGCCAAGGCGGAGGCUCUGGACAACCUGUGGCAGAUCCACAACGCGGGCCAGUCGUGCGGCCUCGGCAGGAACGGCUCAGCCUCGCCCGAGCCCUCGCGGCUGCCGGCCCCGCUGGAGCCCAUCCCCGAGACAGACGGAGGCGGCGAGCCCGCGUCCUGCUGACCCCGGCCCGGGGCUCGGGGCCCGGACUGAGCAGCCCUGGGCACAGGGGCUGUGGGAGCAGGGAGCCCCAGCCUGCCUGGGCAGGGUCUGUGGGCUGGGUGCCCUGCGCUGCUGAGCUUGGGGAGAGAUGGCCCUGCUCCCUCGUGCCCUGCCGAGCUCCCAGAGGACUCAUCCAUGCCCUCCAUCUGAUUCUGGAGCCAGAUCUCUGCUGAGGGGCCAGUGGGGAUGCUGGUACCCCAGUGCCCGUGUGCAUGUACUCCCAGCCUGCUGUGCCAGAUGCCACUUGGAAAAGCAGCUCCUGCCCACCCUCCCCAGGGCUGCAGGUUUGGCCUCCACCAGCCCUGGGGAAAAGCUGCCUGGCAGAAGGAUCGUGGCUGCUCCUGUCGCCUCCACAGCAUCCCUGGGGCUGCGAGGCUCUCUGGUGCAGCAGAUGUAGGGCCAGGCUGUCCCUGGACAGCAGAUGUGGCUGCUGGCAUCAGGGAAAUGUUUGGGUUCAUCCCCAGGGCAGGGGAGUUGAGCACAAGCAAAGGCUGGAGGUGCUCUGGGGUCAGGCUGGGGAGUGUUACAAAGAGUGCCAGGGCCUCCCUGGUGCCCUGUGGCUCCCUCUGUGCCAGGUACAGCACCACGAUGGGAUGGUGUCACCAAAGGGGAUGGAGCGUGGCACUGGUACAGGACCCUGGUGGCACCGGGUACAGGACCCUGGUGGCACUAUCCCUGCCUGGCACCGGGUAC
Messenger RNA from Melospiza georgiana, 3984 nucleotides. RefSeq names its product inactive phospholipase C-like protein 2. Gene Ontology annotation, biological process: lipid metabolic process; intracellular signal transduction. The transcript is spliced from 6 exons. Gene Ontology annotation, molecular function: phosphatidylinositol-4,5-bisphosphate phospholipase C activity. The coding region runs from base 1 to 3252 and encodes 1083 amino acids. The record is from RefSeq and is a predicted model, not a curated record. NCBI's taxonomy places the organism in Eukaryota, Metazoa, Chordata, Aves, Passeriformes, Passerellidae.